AUGAUGGGCCCCAAGAUCUACCACGUCCUGGCCAUGCUGGUCAUGCUGCUCGGCAUCGUCGUCUCGCAGACGCCCAGCCCCAUCUCGGCUGUCUCUGCCGCGGCAGCGGCCUCCAGCGUGCCGGAGGCCAGCGGCGGACCCAACGGGGGCAAGGGAGGCGAUGGCGGUCGGGCCGGAGACGACCCGUGCCGGCGCGCCAAGCGGGCGGCGAAUGAUGGCCCUGCCGGCCCCAACGGACCCUCGGCCGAGACGGCCAGUGGUGAAAGCUGCAAAAGCGGGGGCGAGGGCAGCAGAAGCGAAGGAUCCCUGCCCCAGGCGCCAGCUCCUGCCGGGCCGGCGUCUGCGCCCGCCGCCUCGGGCGCCGCGGGAUCCUCCGGCUCAUCCAACACCACGUCGCCAAGGCCCGCGGGCAAUCCCGCGGGCGGCGCCGCUGGCAAUCCCGCGGGCAAUGCUGCGGGCAGCGCCCAGACAACGGCGAGGGUCGCGACGACUUCCAUGGCGGCAGGCGCGGCCUCCCAAACCCGGGUCAGCGGCGCUUCUUCCACAGUCAAGGAAGCCGCAGAGGCGACCGCGGCCCGCAGCGGCGGCUCCUCGACCGGCUCCUCGGCCGCCCUGAACAGCGCCGCAGUCAAGGCCACCGACUUCACCAUCAUGAGCGUCGCCCUGACUGCGGGCCUGGUCGCCUUCGGCCUCUACAUGUCCUAG
Messenger RNA from Hirsutella rhossiliensis, 705 nucleotides. RefSeq lists its product as uncharacterized. Bases 1 to 705 code for a protein of 234 amino acids. Lineage: Eukaryota; Fungi; Ascomycota; Sordariomycetes; Hypocreales; Ophiocordycipitaceae. The record is from RefSeq and is a predicted model, not a curated record. The transcript has a single exon.